This is a messenger RNA of Daphnia carinata, 2171 nucleotides long. RefSeq lists its product as uncharacterized. Gene Ontology annotation, cellular component: nucleus. The transcript is spliced from 5 exons. Gene Ontology annotation, biological process: regulation of DNA-templated transcription. Gene Ontology annotation, molecular function: DNA-binding transcription factor activity, RNA polymerase II-specific; ATP binding; RNA polymerase II cis-regulatory region sequence-specific DNA binding. NCBI's taxonomy places the organism in Eukaryota, Metazoa, Arthropoda, Branchiopoda, Diplostraca, Daphniidae. Bases 570 to 1805 code for a protein of 411 amino acids. The record is from RefSeq and is a predicted model, not a curated record.
CACUGGCAACGACAGUUGCCAUUGUUUUUUAUUCCCUGCACAACGUGACAGACUAAACAUUUGAAUAGUUCACGCGGUGAUUUCGGGCGACGGUAGCCGAUUAUCCCGUUACCCGAAGAAACACAUUAGACAAAAGUUCAUUGAUUGAGGACAAAGUGAGCGAGUGCACCAACCAAGCUGUACGUCCGGACUGUAAUCUCGGUCUAAACCAGUGAAACCAUCCCGAUUAAAGACAAUUAUUUUGCUUAGUGAAGGAGCAGACGUUCCAAAGUUUUUAUUCAUCAAUUAUUAGCAGACGUUACGUGAUAAUUGCGACUGGUAGACGAGUGAUGUUUGGCGAAGAAAACAUUUCACCUAUAAACGUCCGUUAGUAAAUAUUCGUGAUUCGUUUUUCUACUUCGAGGAUCUCAAACCCGGGAAGAUUUGAUUGGUGGACCCAGGCCAAAUAAAAAAUCGGAAGGCCGAACAAUAACAUCAGCCAGAGUCUUCCUCAUUUUUUUUUCCCAAAUUCCGGAACUAUUUGUCUGACUAUUGAGUAUUCAUAGUUGUAUUGACUGCCGAAUUUGAGGAUGACGUCUUUGACCAGUGUCAGCGGUGCUAAUAGGCCGGCAUCUUCCAGCUCGGCCGGUUGCGGACCGUCGUCGGCCAUUCCAUCCUCGCAGAGUAUGAGUUUGCCCGGAAUCGGUGGUGAGUUGGUGCGCACCGGAAGCCCGUGCGUCUUGUGCUCAUCGCUACCUACCCACUGGCGCUCCAAUAAGACUCUUCCGGCGGCUUUUCGCGUCGUCUGCCUAGGCAGUAUAGAUGACGGAACGCUGGUCACAGUACGGGCGGGCAACGACGAAAACUGGAGUGCCGAACUACGCAACGGCACGGCCGUCAUGAAAAACCAUGUAGCCAAAUUUAACGAUCUCCGUUUCAUCGGGAGAUCGGGAAGAGGGAAAAGUUUUACGCUUACCAUCACAGUCAACUCGUCUCCACCUCAGGUUGCUACCUACACCAAAGCCAUCAAAGUGACCGUCGAUGGACCGCGGGAACCGAGGAGUAAAACACCAGGACAUUCUCCUUUCAUACCGUUGAGUUUGGCUUCCCGUUUCAUUGGCAACACCUUCGAUUCUCUCAACCUCAAAAUAAGCCAACCUGGAGGCUGUAGAGGUUUCGGACCGCCGAUUGACUUUAAUUUGAGUAGCUCAGCCUGGGGAGCCUAUCGUGCUUUGGGUCAAACCAACCUCCCGAUGAACUGGGGUUCUUUGACAGGCGUCAAUGUCAACCCACUACUUCACCCAUCAGUCUGGGAUUCGCUCAAUCAGCAUCGCUCUAUAGCUCCAGGUCACGGCGAGCCCAGUGUGGGAGGAGCGAACGGAUUACGGGCCAACGAGGUGAAUCGGCGCGCGAUUUCUCUCGAGUCGAAAGCAGUUAGCGCAGAUGGAACUCAGCGGAACGCCUGCACAGAUACGACGGCGACGGUGUCUUCGUCGGUGUCGUCCAUCCCGUCAUCAAUUGUUUCCAACCUACCGCAUCACAACGCUCAAUUCCUAUUGGCCAACCCGUGGCUGCACACCUCUCUCCUCUACUCGCAGCUCUACAGUCAACGUGUCCAUCCUCAGUCACAAUCGGUGUUGAGCGUCGAUCCCGACUCGGAUCAAACAGAUCACGGAGAUAAUGCUUUAACUUCUAGUAAGUUUCCCCAUCGCUCGCCCCCCGCCACUCCGAAAAGCAACGUUUCAUCGCCCGCCUCUUCUUCGACGAAAGACACUCGGGAAAAAGAGGUCGAUAACAAACGCUCUGAAGUCUGGCGUCCAUAUUGAUUCCAAGAAAAUCGGACAGGGAAUAAUAUAUUUGAAAAUAUUAAAAAAAAAAAAAGGAAGCCUAAGCAAAGAGAGAUGGGGAAAGAAAAAAAAAGAAAGAAAUGUAUCACUGGAAAAUUAUAGACAAAUGUGGCAGAUGCAUGAUGCCCAUCCGUUAAUGUUAUAUUCGUAAAGAUAUUGUGUUCCUGUUCGUUUCUUUUUCCCCCCCUGUCAUUCCAUCUAGUUGUUUCAUAGUCAACAUCUGUUUCCCUAGAUUUAAAAAAAGAAAAGAAAAGCGAUUCAUUUGAAAUUUACGGUUUUUCAGAUUAUUUCAUUCCUACCAAGCUCACCUUUUCUUCCCACUGUUUGACCGAUGAAAAUAUAACA